UAAUGUGCGGACGAAUAUUUCAGAUUCAUAAUAUUGCAUAAUUAUUACAAUUUGCUUAAACUAGAAGAGUUAGAAAUGCUGCCAAUUUUAAUCCAACUUAUAAUAUGGGACCAACAAAUUAUAUACCAGCAAUUCGACAUGUAGAAGAUGAUGAUAAUUUUGAAGAAUAUGAAGAAUAAAAUAAUUAAAAUUAAGAACACAAUUAAUCUUUAGAUAAUGAACAAUUAAUUGAAGAUCAAAGUUAAGAAGUUAUUGAAAAGUAAAAGAAUAAAAGAGGACUUGAUUUUUUUAAAUGGGGAUUCUAAACUAAAUUCAAUCUUAUUAUAAAUGCUAGAAUUGAAGAAAUGCAUGAAAAACAUACAUUUAAACCAUUCUUAGAUAAAAAAAGAUGUGUUAUAAUUGCAGAUGGAUAUUAUGAAUGGAAUAAAAAAAAGGAGCCAUUUAAAUUUUCUACAAAUAAACCAUUAUAUUUAGCAGCUAUGUAUACAGAUGAUGAUGAAAUCUUUGUAUUAACAAGAGAUGCUUUUGGAGAAUAUGCAAAAGUUCAUGAUAGAAUGCCUGUCUUAUUAGAAGAUGAUGAAAUUGAUCUUUGGAUCAAUCCAAAAAUGUAAUUAUUAUUAUUAUCUUUAGUGGGUUCUUUGAUAUUAUAGAUAAGAAAAUUCUGAAUUCCCAAAAGAAAAUUUGGGGAUAAGUAUAAGUUACUAAAGUAGCUCCAUAUGUUAAUAAUAUAAAAGAAAAAAGUGAAAAAUGUUUAAUUACACUUGAGGAGUAUAAAGAAUAAUAAUUUAAAAAUGGAAUUGGUAAAUUCUUUUAAAAGAAAUAAACAUAAAAUACAUAAGAAACAUAAGAAUAAUUAGAAAAAACAAAAGAAAAAAUAACUAAAUCUUUAGAUGAUUGA
This is a messenger RNA of Paramecium pentaurelia, 898 nucleotides long. NCBI's taxonomy places the organism in Eukaryota, Ciliophora, Oligohymenophorea, Peniculida, Parameciidae. The record is from the annotation of a GenBank genome assembly.